AUGGUAGUUAAAAAAACAAAAGGUUGUCAAAGAAUUCUCAUCCAACAGAUCGAGAACCAAAGUGACAAGUAUGCUUCAUUCUCGAAGCGUCGAUUGAGCCUUUACAAAAAGGUGAACGAGCUCAGCACCCUUUGUGGUGCUGACAUGGGGAUAAUGAUUUUCUCUCUAACAGGAAAUCUAUACUCAUUUUUCAGCCCAAGUAUGGAUGUCCUAAUGAGGAGAUACAAAAUUCCUAACCAACACCCUGAUCGCAUGACUCGGUACAUCGAAGAUCAUCUCCGGAACCAAGUGCAGCAGCAAAAUCAGCAGUUGGACGAGGUACCCGUUGAGAGCCUCGGCCCAGGAGAGGUCCUAGAGUGGACUGCCUGGUUCAUGACCCUUCAAGCCUGA
Messenger RNA from Andrographis paniculata, 390 nucleotides. Its product is annotated as agamous-like MADS-box protein AGL62. Gene Ontology annotation, biological process: regulation of transcription by RNA polymerase II. NCBI's taxonomy places the organism in Eukaryota, Viridiplantae, Streptophyta, Magnoliopsida, Lamiales, Acanthaceae. The record is from RefSeq and is a predicted model, not a curated record. The coding region runs from base 1 to 390 and encodes 129 amino acids. Gene Ontology annotation, molecular function: DNA-binding transcription factor activity, RNA polymerase II-specific; RNA polymerase II cis-regulatory region sequence-specific DNA binding; protein dimerization activity. The transcript is spliced from 2 exons.